This is a messenger RNA of Prorocentrum cordatum, 3801 nucleotides long. Lineage: Eukaryota; Dinophyceae; Prorocentrales; Prorocentraceae. The record is from the annotation of a GenBank genome assembly.
AUGCGGCAGCAGGAAUCUUUCUCCAGGCGACAGACCUACCUCGAGGACCGGUUCUACCUGAGGCGGCACGCGACGCGGGGCAGCGUAAAAAUCGAAGAGCGAACCACCACGCAGCCUGACUACCAAGCUCACAACACCACCGACCACGACUCAUCCACACCAAGCACGCGAGACUGCAUCCAAAAGCUCCUGCGCGCGCCCCUCGGACCCAACACGAGACCGGACUACGCAAACGAGGGCGCAACGGCCGUCAUGAUGCAGGCCGGGGUGGGGACGCUGGAGACGGACAGCCCGACCCUGCAGCCGAGCGCGCGCCAACGCGCCCGCCAGCGGAAGAGGAACGCUGCCGAGCCAACGCCAGCAAGGGGACCGCAGAGCGUUGCCAACACGAGGAUGCCACUUCCGUCCAGCGACAGCCCACGAUGCUACCACCACGUCCUGCCCGCGCCGGGCCGACAAGGGCAACGCAGAACUGCAGCUACCGCCAAUGCCCUCCCGCCACCCUUGCUCACACCGGCAGCCCCGCAGCUCCCAGAAACGGGAGCCACCGCUUCUACCUGGCGCGCAAAGGCGACGAGGGCAAGCCCUCGCACCAGAGCCGCGCGCAAACGGGCGGCCGCAGCAGGAGAAGCAGCAGAAAGCACCUUGCACCAGCAGAGCGACCACCGCGACCACCCACACCACGCGCAGCAACACCAGCGCGACGAGGAGCACCACAGCGGCAACAACGCCCACGACUGCGACCAGCACCACGCGCAAGAACACCAGCGCACAGCACAACGCAGCGACCAAGACCACCACGACGUGCACCACCACGAGCAGCAGCACCAGCGCAACCCCUCCAAAAGCCGCCGCGACGCGCGAUGGGGUUACCGAGGCGUUCGAGAAGUGACCCCGCACCAUGGGGCGGGCAGGGACACACCAACACAGGAGGCAUGCUGUGGCGCCCACUUCCACUUGGGCUGCCGCGCCGACUUGGCCCGCCACCUUGGCGAAGCCACCACUUGCCCGCAGUGCCGAGCCAGACUCCCGACCACCGCCGAGUUACGGGCAUGGUGCGCCGCGCAGGGCGUGGACAUAGACCGACCGCCGCCCCCGGCCCGCGACGCCAGCGCCCAGGCCGUCCCAGAUUACAGUGGGUUUCGAAGCUACGCGCGAGGCGAAGAACCACCACCACGGGAGCCACCGCUGCUCCGAGCGCUCUGCUGCCGACGCCUCGGCCCACCGCCCGAAUUCUCCGAAGUGCCAGACCGCCGCGUGGAAUGGUCCCCGGAGAUCGCUGCACGCGACACCAACGGGAUGAUCACGCAGUGGCUUGAGUCAUGGCUUUGCCCACGCUGCGGGGCGCGCUGCGCCGUCGACGCGAUCGCGCCACAGAGCGGCCAACAGAUGUGCGCGAGGUGCCUAGAGCAGGGCGCGUGGACCGCGGAAGCCGGCACGGCCGAAGGCGAAUGGAGGUGCGCUUUGUGCGAACCAGACGCAUGGACCAGAGAAGCACGCACCAACUCGGCAGUGCACGUGCCCCUGCUGCUAGCAGCCGCCGGGCUUUUAGACCCAAGCGAAGGGGCGCAGUGGAGUGAGCACCGCCUCACACAGGCGCCCCAGGAGCCGGAGCUGCCUGGAGACCAGCACGCGAACGGCCCUGCCGCCGUGGUGGGCAGAGGAGGCCCGAGCAGCGGCAGCGACGACGGAAACACGGGCGCGGAGGAGGGAGACGCCAACGACGGCGGCAGCAACUCCAGCACUGAGGAGACCGACCACGAGGCCGAACCAGCGCAGGCCCCAGCCCCGAGCAACGGACCCACCGAAGAGUCCUGGGCAGCUCUCGGGGGCAUCGACCUCCAACAAGAGCUACGGAGAUUCGUGCCGACACUACAGAACGUGCCGCGUUUCCUGCGCGCGGAGACCCGGAUGGCGUUCACCACGGCCCUGCAGAGGAUCAAGCGAGGACACGACCAGGGCAACCAAGCAACAACCCACCAAGGAUGGACACUGUUCCUCCUCGCCUCGAGGCUCCUGCUAAGCAAGCCCAAGGGCGCCGACGCCGAGGGCCGACAAGAGCUCUUGGAACGCGCCCAACGGUUCCGCCAGGGCGACUGGCUGGCCCUGCUACACGAGGCCAACACCACGGCCGGCGCGCGCGCAGCGCCGAGGCCAGCCACAGAGGAGCAACAGCAGGAGAGACGCAGAGAACAGGCUUGCGCGCACGUCCGAAACGGCAACCUGUCACGGGGGAGACAGGUCUUGACCGCGGUGGCGAUUGCGCCCGGCAACGGGGAGACACUAAACAGGCUGCGGGACCCGGCCCGCCGACCGCCUACCCUGGGCCGCCGACUACCCGCCAACCUCGACCGCGCAACCGACAGAGCGAGACUCGACAAGACCAAAUUCCUCGCUUGCCUCCGGUCCGCCAAGAAGGGCACGGCAGCAGGACCGUCGGGGGUCCGCGUUGAGCACCUCAAGCCGCUGCUGGAACACGAAGAGUCCAUGGACCUGCUUGGAUUCGCCGCCGCUGCCCUCGCGGAGGCGCGGGUGCCCUCCCCGAUUGCCCGCGCUCUAGCCCUCUGCAAGAUGACGGCGCUCCAGAAACCAGACAACGCGGCCUACUGGGGCGCUUGGGCAGACGCCCUACACAUGCUCCACCAACGGCGCCCCGUUGAAGCUGCAGCGAUCAGGGACCUCCUCGACGGCACCAGGCCCGGCCGUAGGGGCAACCUUGCCGCAGCCGCCGCGGCCGCACAGCUGCUCGAAACCGAAGGCUUCCGGAGACCUUCCUGGACCGACCUGCUCCAGGGGCUGCGCCCAGAAGCGCCGCCGCGCUCGGAGGCCGCCGAACCGGGGGAAUGGCAGCACGGCUGGCAGUUCCACGCUUGUUCCGCACGCAACACACACUACAGGGACAACGUGUUCAUGCCCAGCCUCACCAGGGCCAACCAGGCCAUGCUAAGGUCAGGCUCAGGACCGAGGGCCGCCUACUGGCUUCACACCUUACCCACCACCGAGGGGCACGUGUUCAAGCCCGCGCGGUUCCUGGCAGCCCUGCGCCGGCGCCUCAGGCUCCCGCUGCCGCUCCUCCCGCACACCUGCGGGGCAGCCGGCCACCCAGGCUGCCGGGCCCGGCUGGACACGCUGGGAGACCACCUAGCCGCGUGCCCACGCACGGGGCUUCUCGCCAGACGCGCGAAACCGCUCGAACGAGCUUGGGCGAGGGUCGCCAGAGAAGCAGGAGGGAGAGUUGUCCCCCAACAGCUGCUGCGGGACACUAACGCCGUUGUCCACAACCCGCUGGACCGCAGACAAUUAGACCUAGUCGUCUACGGCAUCUCGCCGAACGGCGUCCCGCUGUGCUGCGACAGCACCAUGGUGUCCCCCCUCCGCAGGGACGGCUGGCACCGGCCGCGCACCUUCGACACCGACGGCGCCGCGCUACUUGGGGCCGAAAGGCGCAAACGACGCAGGUACCACGAACUCACGACCGGCCAUUCAGGCCGCCUCAUGGUCCUCUCCUGCGAGGUCGGAGGCAGGUGGGGCCGCGAUUCCCUCCAGCUGGUACGCCUGCUUGCCAAGCAGAAGGCGCGGGCCGCGCCGGCCCUCCUCCGCCGCUCCGCGGAGCUCGCGUACACCAACCGCUGGUGGGGGUUCCUGAGCGUCGCGGCCCAGGACUCGCUCAUGGCCACCCUGACGGGCGACGGCUACCUAGCCUUGGGGGGAGCCGCCGGGGAGGACGACCCAGACCUGGCCGAAGUGCUGCUCGCAGACUCCGCCGGCCCACCCGCUAGCCGCCUGCCAGCACGCCCCUGA